GAGGGAGGAACGGGCAACCGAAGUAAACCAGGAAACCGAGGCUAAAGCGACUAACCGCCCGAUACCAGAGCUAAACAAGUGCUUUUACCACGACCUGACUGCAUAUACUUUUAUAUUCAUCCACUAGGUUUACAUUAAAUAGCGCCAUGGCUUCACUUUUUAAGAAGAAGACGGUAGACGAUGUUAUAAAGGAGCAGUCGAAGGAGUUGCGUGGCACUCAGCGACAGAUCACCAGAGAUAGAACAGCGCUGGAGAGGCAGGAGAAACAACUGGAGGCGGAGAUUAAGAAAAUGGCAAAGACAGGUAAUCGAGAGGCCUGUAAGAUCCUGGCCAAGCAGCUGGUCCAGUUGAGGAAACAGAAAAACCGCACGUACGCUGUCAGCUCCAAAGUGACGUCUAUGUCCACGCAAACCAAACUCAUGAACUCCCAGAUGAAGAUGGCUGGAGCUAUGUCCUCCACAGCGAAGACAAUGCAGGCGGUGAACAAAAAGAUGGAUCCACAGAAGACGCUGAAGACGAUGCAGGACUUCCAGAAGGAGAACAUGAAGAUGGGCAUGGCAGAGGAAAUGAUCAAUGACACUUUGGACGAGGUCUUUGAUGACUCCGGAGACGAGGAAGAGAGCCAGGGUAUUGUGGACCAGGUUCUAGAUGAAAUCGGCAUUGAGAUCUCAGGAAAGAUGGCACGUACUCCAGCUGCAGGAAAGGGCGUCCCGAGCGCUGCGUCUUCUUCCAAAAACACAAUUUCAGACGAGGAGAUCGAAAGGCACCUCCGAGCUCUGGGAGUCGACUAAUGACACCCAUUCACUGUCUUCAUUACAUAGACAUUAAGAUGCAUUCAAACAGACUGUGUGAGACGCUCCUGAUUUGGUACAGGUUUAAGACAGGUGCAGCAUAAUUACAUUAUACACUAAGGCAUGCCGACUUUUAUGAUAUUAGACACACUUGGCUGCUUUACAUAAUAUGGGCUAACUUAUUCUCGCAAAAACAUAUUUAUAUUGUAAUGAAAGUCAAAAGUUUUGUUCAGGGGUAAAUGCUUCUUCCAUGUCUAAGACUAGCUACAAUCUACUGAUGCAAAUAUUCUUUUUUAGUUGAAAUAUGGACCGUGUCUCAAAAUUGCCUUAAAGAAGCACUAUGUAACUAUAUGGUAGGUCCGCUACCUGCUUGUUCCCAGGAGAUGUUAUUGCUUUGCCUGGAAUGCUCCAUAGCAUGGUAUUGUUUAUUUAUUCAUGUUUUUGCUCAAAAGUCCAUGCAUUCUUAUUGUGAGCGAGAACGUCUAUCCACAGAUGUGACCGACAAUUGGCGUGUGGGCGUCACAUUCCCACCAUGGAGAUGAAUACAUUUAAUACAUACAUUGUAGACAAAGCAAUAGGCUCUCCAGACAAUAGGUGGCAGAACCUCCAAGUUACAUUGCAACACUAUAAUGGAAAUAAUUACUCCACCCAGGUAUAUAACGGCAUUUAUAUAAGAGAACAAUAUAAGUAAAAUGCCUCAUUGGAUAUUUACACUUGAUACACUUUGGACUUAUUCAUACCGAACAUUUGUCGAUUUGGAAACUGGAAGAGCCUGAGGGUUGACAAGAGUUUGACCCUAAGAAUCCUAAACCACCUACACUGUUGUUUACCGCCAUCUCUCAUUAAAGGGCUACUGUGUCUGUAUAUCAGAUUAUGUUAUAUAUAUAUUCUGUGUCUGCAAAACUGAAGAUCCACUUUUACCACGGUAAUACACAGUGAGUUGGAGAUUUGUGCAUGGUAAACAAAAUGCCUAAGGUUUAAAGCAGAUGAGAGCGGCACAAUAUGUUCUUGCUUUAAGGCAAACUGGUCUGAUGACUUGCAUUGUCUCGGGUUAUUGGGUGCUGUAUAGGAUCCAAGAAAACAUGAACGCAACAAAUACACUAGAAGGCAUUUACCAGAAAGUGGCUGUACCAUUCAGUUUCAACAAUGAAAUGGGUACUUGAGCAUAGGAAUGUUAGGUCUCAGUUAUAGGUUUGGUCCUGGUUCGGUUUUUAGUCCUGGUCUAGUUACAUUAAGUCCAAGUUUAGUCCCAAUUUUGAUGAGUGUGUGUUUGUGUGAAUGAACCUUAACAAUAUAUAUAAGUAUAGUUGGUUCUGAUUUUUGUACUUCUGUAGUUAAACCCUGUACAGAUUGUAUGUAAAUGACCAAAAUUAGGACUAUUGCAAUACUGUCCUAUUUCAGUCUUUUACUACUGAAGAAUCUUUUUUUUUUUUUUUCUUUUGGGUUGGUGUGUGUCUUUGUGGUUAUUUUCUUAGACAUGGGAUUUACACGGGGAUUGUGGGAUGUCCAGCAGUCCCUUUGCUAUUUCAGCUGCUGUGCAGUUACCGGCAAUUGUUUUUUUUAGCUGCCUCAUUCGAUACAUACACACACACACUCUCAUUGGAGUGUUUUUGCUUAAUGGGCACUGUGAUCUGGAAUAUUGUCCUUAGAUUGGAAUUUUAAUCUGCCUUUUCAAUAAUUUAAAUUAACUUAUCAGAUAUGAUUUUCCUUUAUGGUAAUAUCUAAAAUACACAAAUUAGGUAUAAUAUUAUGACCAUCGGCUAGUAUAUAAUGGUAAAUUGGCAAACAAUUCCUUAACUAAAUUCUGGAAUAACCUAUUUUCCUUUGGAUGGUACACAAUAAUUUUAUUCUUUGACCUCUUUAAAAGGUCCAGUUCGAUAACCAUUGCAAUGUAUUCCCUGUCAACUAACCCUAUUCUUCUAACACACCAUCUUAAUAGACCAACUGCUUGUCCCAUUGCAAUUUGACUUCCCUUGUCAGUGGUCAAAAUAUUAUAUCCAUCAAGAGUACACUGGCAUGUCCUAGGUGUACAAUACCCAUGAACGACUGUAAACAGGUUUUUCAUUGUCUAAGCUUCGUCACUGAGAAACACUGUAAAGGGGAGUGGCUUUUAUAGGAAAUAAAGUUGAUUCAGGUACUUUUCU
Molecule: messenger RNA, 2935 nt
Organism: Periophthalmus magnuspinnatus
Lineage: Eukaryota; Metazoa; Chordata; Actinopteri; Gobiiformes; Gobiidae
Gene: chmp2ba
Product: charged multivesicular body protein 2Ba
Exons: 6
Coding region: 147-791 (214 amino acids)
Biological process (GO): endosome transport via multivesicular body sorting pathway; protein transport; late endosome to vacuole transport
Cellular component (GO): ESCRT III complex; multivesicular body
Source: RefSeq, a predicted model, not a curated record